GUUACUGCAGCCUGGCGGCGCAAAGUUUCCUGCCCGGAACCCCGCCCCGGCAGCCCUCCGGCCAGUGCAAAAGGGCCCGGGCUGUGCAGGAAGUCGUUGCCGCCUGUUUGCAAGAGAGCCGGAGCACAGCCGCCGCCAGCAACAUGUCUACCAGUGGCCCCACCAGGUCCGGCCCUGCUUCUGGGAACAACCGUCACCUUCAGCAGGCUCAAAACCAAGUCAAUGAGGUGGUGGACAUAAUGAGAGUGAAUGUGGACAAGGUUUUGGAAAGAGAUCAGAAGCUGUCUGAGCUGGAUGACCGUGCUGAUGCCUUGCAAGCCGGAGCAGCCCAAUUUGAAACAAAUGCUGCCAAACUGAAAAGAAAAUACUGGUGGAAGAACUGCAAGAUGUGGGCCAUAUUGAUAACAGUUGUUGUUGUUAUCAUCAUCAUCAUCAUCGUUUGGAGUGUAUCUUCAUGAGCUUCUGAAGGAAACCCUGAAUUUGACAAAGCUGUUUCAGCAAGGAAACUCCAGUCUCUUACGUCAGACUUGCUGUAUCGCCAAGCUUCAUGUGGUUGCACAAAUCAAACACUUUUUUGAUAGUGGAAGUAUUAACUUUUAUGUAGAUUUAUGUGCCUUUGUAUAAAUGAAACACUCUAAUUUGUAAAUGCUGUUAAAACUGGCUGAGUUAAGAUGUGUGUAAACCCAGGAGGGCGAAGUUUAAAAUUUCAGAAUUUUAUGAUUCAGACUAUUCUGACAAAAAUUACUACUUCUGGAAUGUAUUUUAAAACAUUGUCACUACCUCGCCUCCUACAUGAUAUAUUAAUAGACUGAGAACCAGCUCUUAUUUGUGCCUUCCUGGGAAGAGGUUUCUCUUGCCCACACUGGUGCCAUAUUUGAACAACUUUUGCCUUAAUCCCUUCUCACCUAGUUUGGGAGGGAAUAUGAACUACUGUACAGGCACUAUGCUUUUGAAAUGAAGAUGCUAAGUCUGAGACACUGAGCAGUUAAUCACAGUAGUGUAUGGAAAGUAUUUGGAACAAAAGUAUCAUCUGCCUUGCUUUCAAUCAUCAUUUCUUGGUGCCUUUAUGCUUAGCCCUUGAAGAAGCCCCAUAAAGUGUUUUUAGCUUUUUAAAAAAAUUCUGAAUGUCCAACUUUAUUCUGGCUAAAAAAAUCUAAAGCUACAAGGAAGUAUUACCAAGGAGAAGCGUUGUUAAAAAUAAUUUCAAAUGCAUUUGGACUUGCUUUGCAUCUUUCCUGUUUGGAUUGCCCAGGCAAAUAUACACGUUCAACCUUUUUCAGAUAAUGUAGGGUGAGGUAUUUAGGACAGGUUGGUGAUGAAACACUAGUGAUACACAGUAGGUGUAUCAGUCUUCUGUAUGAACUAAGAUCGUGUGCCUUUCUAUUACCUCACUUUCACAGCAGUGUCGAGUGGGUAGUGUUUUUUCCCCCUUUUGUACUCCUGUUUCAGGGUUGUUGUUUUUUAUUCUGACUCCCUGGUCCAAACUACAGGCAAGGAUGGCUCUCCUGCAGGGCUGACAAAUCUACCCUACUAACAUGGCCAAACUUGUAUAGUACAACUUUUGCCUUAUUUUCCAUCUUUGCCAUGAAAAGCACUCGAGCAUUUUUGGCUUCUUAAAGAUAGUGACGGGAAGGGAGCUGCAGAUGGCUUAAAACACUUCACGCACUCCAGGACAGUUUUGUGAAUGUACAAGUGCCACCUUUCAAGUUGUAUUGGAUUUACGCUUCAUAUUUGUACCAUCAGCUGCUUUGUACUGUUUCCUUAAAGCACAGUCUAUAUAUUGUGUAACUUUAAAAUGCUGUCCUGUAAUAAUAAAUGAUUGUUCCCAAGUUUUUGACUGUACGAAAGCACUGUUUACUAAAUAAUUGCCUUACGGCUAAAGAUCUUCUCCAGACUCUGAAACAGAAAGGAAUUGUCACGGGAUUCAAAGCACUCCUCAGCUUUAAAGCCUGGCUUCUUAAGUGUGGCUGUUCUACAAAACGUCCCUGAAGGGCUGUAAUUGUUUAAUAAAAGUGCAUUAUACCA
Sphaerodactylus townsendi is the source of this 2025-nucleotide messenger RNA. It is a transcript of the gene VAMP3, whose product is annotated as vesicle associated membrane protein 3. Gene Ontology annotation, cellular component: plasma membrane; SNARE complex. The record is from RefSeq and is a predicted model, not a curated record. Gene Ontology annotation, molecular function: syntaxin-1 binding; SNAP receptor activity. Lineage: Eukaryota; Metazoa; Chordata; Lepidosauria; Squamata; Sphaerodactylidae. The transcript has 5 exons. The coding region runs from base 144 to 458 and encodes 104 amino acids. Gene Ontology annotation, biological process: vesicle fusion; vesicle-mediated transport; SNARE complex assembly.